CUAAGAAUCAGGAAGAGUAAGAAGAAGCAGUAUCCGUUGUGAAGAAGGUGUCUUGUGCUGAGGAAAGAGACGGAAAUGGAAGCAUACGGUGGGUACUUGGUGGAUGAGAAAGCUGCUCGGGUUGAGGAUGCUUUCCUUGAAUUUCUGAAGAGCUUCCGGGUCGGCCAGCAGAGAGAGCCAUAUUACGAAGCGGAGAUUGAAACAAUGAGAGCCAACGAAUCCAACACGAUGUUCAUCGAUUUCUCGCAUGUCAUUCUUUAUAACGAUCUUCUUCAGAAAGCCAUCUCUGAUGAAUACUUGAGAUUUGAGCCCUAUUUGAAGAACGCUUGUAAGAGGUUUGUUAUGGACUCGAAGCCAACCGUCAUAUCUGACGAUAACCCUCACAAAGACAUAAACAUUGCUUUCUUCAACAUCCCAAUCGUUAAGAGGUUAAGGGAACUUACUACAGCUGAAAUUGGAAAACUGGUGUCUGUGACCGGAGUGGUGACACGGACAAGUGAGGUUCGACCUGAGCUUCUCCAGGGAACUUUCAAGUGCUUAGAAUGUGGUGGGAUUGUAAAGAAUGUUGAACAGCAAUUCAAGUAUACUGAGCCAGCGGUCUGUCUAAAUGCAACCUGUUUAAAGGGGGCAAGGUGGGCAUUGCUGCGGCAAGAGAGCAAAUUUACUGACUGGCAGAGGGUAAGAAUGCAGGAGACAUCUAAAGAGAUACCUGCGGGAUCUCUUCCUAGGUCAUUAGAUGUUAUUCUGCGUCAUGAGAUUGUGGAACAGGCCAGAGCUGGUGACACGGUGAUUUUUACAGGGACUGUGGUUGUCAUACCUGAUAUAUUGGCAUUGGCGUCUCCUGGAGAGAGAGCUGAAUGCCGCCGAGAAGCUUCUCAACGCAAGAGUUCUUCAGUUGGAACUGAAGGUGUGCGGGGUCUUAGGGCUUUGGGAGUCAGGGACCUCUCGUAUCGACUGGCUUUUAUUGCCAACUCUGUUCAGAUAUGUGAUGGAAGAAGAGAGACAGACAUCAGGAAUAGAAAGAAGGAUGCGGAUGACGAAGAGCAGCAAUUUACAACACAGGAGCUUGAUGAAGUUAAGAGAAUGAGGAACACUCCAGAUUUCUUUAACAAACUUGUUUCCAGCAUAGCACCAACUGUCUUUGGUCACCAAGAUAUCAAGCGAGCAAUCCUUCUUAUGCUAAUGGGUGGAGUACAUAAAUUUACUCAUGAAGGCAUCAAUCUAAGAGGAGAUAUUAAUGUUUGUGUUGUUGGGGAUCCUAGUUGCGCCAAGUCUCAGUUUCUCAAAUAUGCUGCUGGCAUAGUUCCAAGAUCUGUGUAUACAUCUGGAAAAUCAUCCUCUGCUGCUGGCUUGACUGCAACAGUUGCCAAGGAGCCUGAAACUGGGGAGUUUUGCAUUGAGGCUGGUGCUUUGAUGCUUGCUGACAAUGGCAUUUGUUGCAUUGAUGAAUUUGACAAGAUGGAUGUCAGAGAUCAGGUAGCAAUUCAUGAGGCCAUGGAGCAGCAGACAAUUAGUAUCACCAAGGCAGGAAACACAGCCACACUUAAUGCACGUACUUCCAUUCUUGCAGCCGCCAACCCUACAGGGGGACGAUAUGACAAGUCUAAACCACUCAAAUAUAACGUGGCCCUUCCACCAGCUAUUUUAUCAAGGUUCGAUCUGGUAUAUGUUAUGAUUGAUGACCCAGAUGAUCAGACAGAUUACCACAUAGCCCAUCACAUUGUGAGAGUUCAUCAAAAGCGCGAAGAAGCUCUGACUCCAUCAUUCAGUACAGCAGAACUGAAGCGAUAUAUAGCUUAUGCAAAAACUCUCAAACCAAAGCUCAAUCCAGAUGCCAGACAACUAUUAGUAGACUCUUAUGUGGCCCUUCGGAGAGGAGAUAUGAACCCUGGUAGUAGGGUUGCAUAUCGCAUGACUGUUAGGCAGUUGGAGGCAUUAAUCAGGCUCUCUGAGGCCAUUGCACGUUGUCAUUUGGAAACUCAGGUGCAACCUCGUCAUGUUCGUCUAGCGGUUAGACUGCUGAGCACGUCCAUAAUAAGUGUGGAGUCCAGCGAAAUUGAUCUGUCUGAAUUUCAAGAAGAAAACCGAGAUGGACAGCUUGGGUGGUGUGAUGAUGGACCUGAUAGCAGAAACGAUGCUGAUGAUCAAGGAGGGAAGCACUACAGAACAGAAAGAUGAUGAACUAAAGAGGAUGCAGCAGACGGUCCUACCCCUCAACAAGGCAAGAAGCUUAUUAUAAGCGAUGAAUAUUUCCAGAGAGUUACCCAGGCCCUUGUUAUGCGCCUUAGACAGCAUGAAGAAACUGUUGCACAAGAAGGAACUGGUUUGGCUGGAAUGAGGCAACGGGAUUUGAUCCAGUGGUAUGUGAGCCAGCAAAAUGAGAAAAAUACUUAUAGUUCAAUGGAGGAGGCAGCUGCGGAAAUUACCAAAAUUAAAGCUAUUAUAGAGAGUUUGAUUAGAAGGGAGGGCCAUUUGAUAGUGCUAGAUGAUGGUAGGCAAGCAGCAUCGGAGGCCGCAGGUGCGGAGCACGUGACAUCAAUCUCCAGAAAUGACCGGAUCCUGGCUGUGGCUCCAAACUAUGUUGUCGAUUAACAGCUUUUCGCGUUGUUGCAAUGCUAUGAUGUGUAAGUGUGUACAAGGGAACAUUCAAAUUAUUCAAUUACCACUGGAAAUUAGUAACUAAUGAAACUGGUCUUUGAUGGAGAAAGUAGCAGAUCACUCAUGAUUUAUGUCGGCAGUUUCCGUGCUAGAGGGCAGGCCAUCGGUGGCCUUGUAUAAAGAAUUUGUCACAAUCAAAAUCGGAUGCAC
This is a messenger RNA of Neltuma alba, 2808 nucleotides long. Its product is annotated as DNA replication licensing factor MCM6-like. Gene Ontology annotation, biological process: DNA replication initiation; double-strand break repair via break-induced replication; mitotic DNA replication. The record is from RefSeq and is a predicted model, not a curated record. Gene Ontology annotation, cellular component: nucleus; MCM complex. Gene Ontology annotation, molecular function: single-stranded 3'-5' DNA helicase activity; ATP binding; single-stranded DNA binding. The transcript has 18 exons. Lineage: Eukaryota; Viridiplantae; Streptophyta; Magnoliopsida; Fabales; Fabaceae.